This is a messenger RNA of Myripristis murdjan (pinecone soldierfish), 3013 nucleotides long. RefSeq names its product C1q and TNF related 4 (gene c1qtnf4). The record is from RefSeq and is a predicted model, not a curated record. Bases 162 to 1331 code for a protein of 389 amino acids. Lineage: Eukaryota; Metazoa; Chordata; Actinopteri; Holocentriformes; Holocentridae. The transcript has 3 exons. Gene Ontology annotation, molecular function: protein binding.
AGUGCUGGUGAGACAGAAGUUUCAGCUCUUUGCCUCAGCUGCACACACACAGCCGGGACAGAUCCUCUACAUCCUCCAUAUACUCCAACACACACACACACACACACGCACACACACACAGAGAGAGAGAGAGAGAGAGAGAGGGAGAGGGAGACAGAGUUAUGAUGUUGCUCCCAGUGAACUUGCUGGUUGGCGUGCUGUGCCUGAGCCAUGCCAGGAGUGUGUGGGGUAUUGCCCGUCUGUUGGAUGACACGGAGCUCCGCUCAGCUUUCUCAGUUGCACGCACAAACAGCAUGGAAGGCGGGCCCAAGAUGACAGUGACCUUCGACACAGUUUAUGUCAACAUUGGCAAUGAUUUUGACCCCAAGACUGGCUUGUUCCGCUGUCGUAUCCCUGGGGCUUACUACUUCUCCUUCACAGUGGGAAAGUUUCCGCACAAGGACCUGUCUGUCAUGCUGAUGAAGAACAGAAACGAGGUGCAGGCCAUUGUGUACGAGGAAAACUCUGGAGAGGAGAGGAAGGUGCAGAGCCAGAGUGCCAUGCUGCAGCUGGAGUUUGGUGACACCGUCUGGCUUCGUCUCCAUGGUGACCCUCGCUAUGCGCUCUACAGCAACACGGGACACUACACCACCUUCAACGGAUACCUCGUCUAUCCUGACACGUAUGACUAUCAGACACACCACCAACAACAGCACCACCCUGCCUACAACUCUCAGCAGCCCCAGCAGGAGAACCUCCCUCUGUUCAACAGCAACCAGGACACACACCACACACUGCCAGGGCAGACCCGACCCACAGAGGAGAAGAGGCUGGAGCAAAGGGAGGAGUACGCAGAGGAGGAGGGGGAGGAAGAGGACGAAGAGGAGGACCAGCGCUCUGCCUUCUCAGUGGGGCGUACCCAGAGCAUUGUGGGAGCAGACCAGGGAGGCAUGCCUCAGCACCAGCCAGUCAGUUUCGACACAGCGUUUGUCAACAUUGGGGAGGACUUCAAUGUGACGGAGGGGGUGUUCACCUGCCGCAUUCCCGGGGCCUACUACUUCUCCUUCAAUGUGGGCAAGCUGCCCCACAAGACCCUGUCGGUCAAACUGAUGAAGAACCGACUUGAAGUGCAAGCUAUGAUCUAUGACGACAGCCAGGGCGAGAAGGCGCUGCAGAGUCAGAGCUUGAUGCUUUCCCUGAAACCGGGAGACACUGUCUGGCUGUACUCCCACCAGAGAGAUGGUUUUGGGGCCUACAGCAACCAUGCCAAAUACAUCACCUUCACUGGCUUCCUGGUUUACCCUGAUCUCCCCGCCACCAUCAGCCAAUCACAGGCAGACAAGAAACCCUAGCUGCAGCAAGUCGGGUAGGGAUUGAACAUUAUGGGUGAGCAAGUUGAAGCCAGGAACUCAUACAAGACGGAAUCAUCUCAGAAUCCAUAAACCGGGUUUUUGUAGUGUUUAGUUGGGUAGUUUGUGAGUUGUAAGCUGAAGCAGUUUUGGCACUGAAUGUUGUUUUGUGGUUGACUUUGACGCUUCCUCUUUGUAUGAAUUCCUUGGUGAAGUCACAGGGACUCUGAACCGGGUGCAGAGCUUCGAACCACUUCAGUGAACAGCUCUUCGUAGUCCAGCUGAAGGCUACCCAGGGUUUGACUUCACACUCAAAUCUACAAUCCUCAGUAACAGUAAUGUGAACAUAAGUUUAAUAGGUUGCCUCAAAAAGGUUCUGAUGAAAAAUUAACUCAACUCGCCCCCUUAGCAGUCCAAACUUUACUGAAGUCUGUAGGAAAACCAAACAAAUGUAUGUUAGCUUUGUAGUUCAGCCUUCUGCCCAGACGACUGAACUUGGCCAUGUUUUUACAGUUCCAGAUACAAAAUUUCAAUCAAAUGUGUCCUAAUAGCUUGUGCAGCAAAAAUGUGUUUUGUAGCCAGACAAUUGCACUGCAUGUCCAAAAGUGCAAUAUGAACCUGUUUGUUUCCUGUGUUUUUCUCACUGACAAUGCUUUGGUGUGCCUAGCUUUGACAAAGCUCCUCUGUUUCCCUGGACUUCCAGUUUUAACGAAUGGGAAGAGUUUUUUGGUUUCAGUUUCUGCCUCAGCCCACCCUGCGGAACAUGUUUCACCUGGGAAAGAAGACAAAAGAUGAACAUUUUAUGUUUUUGGAGCUGUAAAAGAUGGUACUAUAAACUUCAAUGGUUCAGAAGAAAGCUGAAAAUGGAACUACGAGGGGAAACUCGCUGAGUAUUUAGUGGUUCUAUAAACAUCAGUGGAGGUUUGACAGGGGAUGAGUAGAUAAUGACUGAAUUUUCAUUUUGAGGUGAAUCAUUUCUCAUCCUUCUCAGCAAUGCAACGUUUUUUGUGUGUACUUAGAAAUCCCCUUUCUUUAUGUCUUGAAAGGCAUGUGAAAAUAAUAUGGACAGUUUGUUUUGUGUCAAAAUGAGUCUUUCUUUUCUUCAUUUUGGAGUGUCUCUCUCGCCCAAUACUUGGCCACAACAGGAGUGAAUAACAGGACAAAACUGACUCUGACCGAGUUUUGGAAAAAGCAGACUCCAUAUCCAUCCUGUAGCCACUGCUGACCACAUGCCACCCCUAUGCCUGCAGGGAUAUGGACCAUGAUUUGAUUUCUAAUUCUAGCAGCGUUUAAUUCAUUUCUUCAGAUGGCGACCACUGUGGAGAAAAUUGAAUUGCCUCUCCCGGGCCACUGUAAUAAGCAGGUCUGUUUAAUUUCACACUGCCGGGAGACAGAUAAUGCUGUUCAAAUUAUAAUGAACCUUGACUUUUUGAAAUCACCUUCUCUGUUUGAGAGGUGUCAUUUGAAGUGAUACUUCACUUUGAUAGGACAUUUACAUUUUUUAUUACUUUACUUGAUGUGAAUUUAGUAAAGCUCUAGCUGCACCAGUGGUCUAAAGUGUAUUUUAAACAGCAUAACAGCAUAACAGUUUGUGGUUCACAAGGGUUGAGCUGCGACUUAAAAAAUUGUCAGUAGUCAGGGAAAAAAUUAAAUUGCAGCAGGAAAGGACACAGAUUAAAAAAAAA